AUGUCCCGCCCGGCCGCCUCGUCCCCAUUCCCGACAACCCGCCCGACGAAUUGGAAGCACCUCGCGCCGCCUCCCCGCCCCGGACCGACAUUUGCGGCUCAAGCGGCCCUCCCCCGCCUGCCCGUGCCUGCGCUGGCAGACACCGCGAAGAAGCUGAAGGAGAGCCUGCAUCCCAUCGCGUGGAGCGAGCAGGAAUACGCGGAGGCCGCGGCGAAAGUCGACGCGUUCGUGAGCAGCGAGGCCGGGCAAGAGCUUCAGCGACGCCUCGAGGCUCGCGCGGCGGAACCGGAGAGGCCGCAUUGGCUGGAGGAGUGGUGGGAUGACCUCGGGUACAUGGGCUACCGCGACUCGGUGCAUGGAUUCAAGGAGCAUCCUUCUCAUUUCCCGAAAACACCUCUUCACCGCGCUGCGUCUCUAGUCCGUGCAGUAAUGCUCUUCCGCGAGCAGUACAAGCUCGGUCAAGUCCCCCCAGAAGCGACGAAAGAAGGUCCGAUCUGCAUGGACACAUGGAGGUGGAUGUUCGAUUGCUGUCGCAUGCCUGGGCCCACGCACGACUGGGCCGUGACACACGCCAAAGAAGGCGAUGAUGGCCGUUCAGGUCAUGUCGUCGUUCUCCACAAAGGACGGGUGUGGAAGCUCGAGCCUUGGCAGAACGGCUCGCUCCUCUCCUUAGAUGAGCUGCAAAGGCAAAUCCAACACAUUUAUGAUAACACUACAAAGGAAUACCCCGGUGUCGGCAUACUCACCGCGUCAAAUCGCGAUGUGUGGUUCAAGGAUUUCCAUGCCCUGGCUGAAGACCCGCUGAACGCCUCUAUCAUCUCCACCAUCCACUCCUCUGCCUUCAUACUCUGCCUGGACUCAGAGUCUACUUCCUCUUUGGACGACGUCUCGCGCCAGCUCUGGCACGGAGCCCACGGUCCGCAGCUAGGCCUCCGCAAUCGCUGGAUGGACAAGCCCUGCCAGUUUGUAGUGCUCCCUAAUGGCGUCGCCGGCUUCGUCGGCGAGCACUCGGUCAUGGACGGCACGCCCACCGCGACGAUGUGCGACCGCGUGCUCGACAUCGUGGCUUCCCCCGCAUUCGCCUCGUCGUCCUCCGAAACCAAGUCGGCGAUGACUGCCGCGACCGACGCCGCGCGCACGCUCAUCGACUCGCAAAGCCUCGCGGUUGUGCGUACGGCGUACGGCAAGGCACUCAUCAAGCGCCUCGGGGCCUCCCCCGACGGCUGGUCGCAGAUGCUCAUCCAGCUCGCGUACGCACGCCUGCUCCGCGCGCGCGGCGAGCAGCGUCAGGGUGCCACGUACGAGGCCGCGGCGACGCGCAGGUUCUUCAAGGGCCGCACGGAGGCGAUCCGGAUCGUGAGCGCGCAGAGCGACGCGUGGGUGCGGAGCAUGGACGACGCGGGCGCCGCGCGCGAGGCGCGGCUCGCGCUCUUCAAGGACGCGCUGAAGAAGCACGGCAGCGACGCGCGCGCGGCGGGGAGCGGGCUGGGCGUCGACCGGCACAUUCUCGGCUUGAAGAUGUCUAUGAAGGCCGGCGAGCCCGCCCCUGAAGUCUUCGCAGACUCGGUCAUCAAGCGCGCGGCGUACUGGGUGCUCAGCACGUCUGCGAUCUACACGAAGAACUUCGGGCCGUACGGGUGGGGCGAGGUCGUGCCCGACGGCUUCGGGGUCGCGUACACCGCCGGCUUCGACGACUUCCUCCAGUUCACGGUCACCAGCCGGACGGAGAUGCCGCACGCGGAGUUCUGCGCGGAGCUCGAGCGCGCGGCGGAGGACAUGCGGGCGAUGUUCGAGGAGCCGGCCACGAAGUCAAGGCUGUGA
Messenger RNA from Epithele typhae, 1821 nucleotides. Its product is annotated as carnitine acetyl transferase. The record is from RefSeq and is a predicted model, not a curated record. The transcript is spliced from 7 exons. NCBI's taxonomy places the organism in Eukaryota, Fungi, Basidiomycota, Agaricomycetes, Polyporales, Epitheliaceae. The coding region runs from base 1 to 1821 and encodes 606 amino acids. Gene Ontology annotation, molecular function: acyltransferase activity.